Messenger RNA from Oncorhynchus nerka (sockeye salmon), 7449 nucleotides. RefSeq names its product zinc finger FYVE domain-containing protein 9-like. The coding region runs from base 954 to 4718 and encodes 1254 amino acids. Gene Ontology annotation, biological process: endosomal transport. Gene Ontology annotation, molecular function: metal ion binding. The record is from RefSeq and is a predicted model, not a curated record. Lineage: Eukaryota; Metazoa; Chordata; Actinopteri; Salmoniformes; Salmonidae. The transcript has 19 exons. Gene Ontology annotation, cellular component: early endosome membrane.
UGUCUGGAAACAACUUUCCUGAUCAUUAAUUUCUGCCUGACAUAAGAAUUCAUUGCAAAUUCAACAUCGGUGCUUCAGGCUAAUCACAUCAUUGCAUGGUUCCAUAGCCAAUGUGAAAGCCUAUAUCAAAAUGAUUGCCAUCGGUUACGUUUAAUUAUGGCGAGACGGAGUUCUAUCUCCUAUGUAGUACACUACUUUUGACUGCGUUGAACUAGAUAGGGAAUUGGGUGUCGUUUUAAGACGUAUUUCCUCAGGAUCAAGGGGCGCUGUGCUGCUGUUUAUUCUUGCUCUGGCUUUGCGGCCCUUUCUGUUGCCUGGAAAAGCCCUCUCACAAGGUUAUGAAAUGAGUGUCAUUUUGACUUAACCGUGGAGCUCGUUUUUUAAUCCCGGACUCGGUCACUAUUCGGAUGGGUUGAGCCAAGAUGUCGUGCUUUUUACUGCUGUCGCAGCUCCGGUAACCGUUCCUCAUGUUAACCCUUGGGGGAGGAGGGAUUCUUGAGUGCUGUCGCACAACUAUUACUUUCCGACUUCUGCUGUUCGAGUCUGGCAACAACAGAACUGGAACUGGAAGUGGUUGUGGGUUUUGGUUUUCACGGCGAGACUUGUAAAAUCUCAUUUUUAAAAAAGGCGAUCGUUGUAAAUGAUCUCUCUGCGUGUGUGUGUGUGUGUAUGAGAGAAUGAGGGAUACCAACGGGAGGAUUUCGUGGCACUACUCGGGAUGAUGGGAAUUCCACCGGUAUGGGCGCUUGGCGCUGGCCAGACUGGAUGAGGAAGUGAGGCUGAGGGAGAGGUCAGCAGAGAGACAACGGCUACCUGGGACUGCGGCAGGAAGAGGACCUUUGGGCAGAAGAGAGAGAGGUCAGCAGAGAGACAACGGCUACCUGGGACUGCGGCAGGAAGAGGACCUUUGGGCAGGUUCCUGCAGCGUGUGUCAGGGUGGAGUUACCUGACCCAUGGAGAAUUACUUCCAGACAGAGGCCUUCAACCUGGACAAGGUGCUGGAUGACUUUGAACAGAACCAAGAUGAUGAGACAGACAGUCCCACUCUGUCGGAUGCUAAGUGGAGUCAGAUCCUGGCCCCUCCGACCCACUUCCUGUCUCUGAACCCUGCUCUGGCUUUGACCCCUGACCCCAGGGACGGGGACAGUCCCCUCCCCUUCAAGACCCUCCCAACCCCCGACCCGUCCUCUAACGACUUCCAGGGGCCUGACUCCAAACGCCACCCCGCUGCCAAGCCUCCUUCCUGGGGAGAGGAGAGGCCAGGCCGCACUGCGCACGUCCACAGCCCUCCGCUCCCCCAACCCAACAUCGGCAAGCUGGUGGGGGGUGAGGAGGGCUUGUCUCCCCUUGUGCCGGCUUCCUCUAGCCCCCCUCCUUACCACCACCACCUGGCCCUGGAGAACGGCUUCACCUCUAUCAGCUCCUCUUGUCCUGCUCUCAACGGGCUCAGUGAGGAACCCUGCAAGGGGAACCAAACAACCCCUUCAAACCACCAGCUGCCUGCCCCCUCUGACCCACGUCCUGAUGUCCCUCUGGAGGGUAGGGAGGGGGAGAGGAGUGGUGGAAGCUCUCACAUUAGUCAUUCACACUUUACCUAUGAGGAGAGCCUGGGAGGGGACAGACAGGCGUCACCCAUACAGGAGAGGGACAGAGAGGAGGCUGACAUGGCUGGGGGACAGUCGCAGGACUCUGGGGGGAGAGGACAGAAUGGAGGAUGGAGAGAGGGAAGACCGAGAGAAGACUCUGGGGGGAAUGUACAGAAUGGAGGGGUGAUGGAAGAACUGAGAGGGGGGAGAAAAGAGUGUAGGAAGUCUUCUCAGAAGGAGAAGAGGUUGAACGGAGAGCUGGACAAGAGUGGGGUUCAGAAUGGAGAGGUGGCUCUCACCAACGGCCUGGCUACUGCAGGGGAAGAAGAAGAAGAGAGAGGGUCUCUCACACCUCCCCCCUCCAAGGAGGACUCUGUAACAGAGGAGAAGGAGAUGGAGGAGAGAGGGUCUCUCACACCUCCCCCCUCCAAGGAGGACUCUGUAACGGAGGAGAAGGAGAUGGAGGAGAACAAGCAAGAGCACGAAGGAGGAGGAGAAAGAGGUGGUAGCUUUUUACCCAGUUGUUUGCAGCCGGUGAGUUUGCCGUUCGGAGGGGCACGUCCUAAACAGCCGGUCAGUCUCAAACUCCAGAUCCCCCGGCCCCUAUACGAACAGGUCCAGAACCAGCUGGCACCUUCUGCUAACACCGCCAGCAGUGUUACUGGUGGAGGAAAGAACAAGAACCUUGAGAACCGUGGCGGUGCCGGAAUCAUGGAUACGGCAACUGUACUUGCCGUGGGCGACCCUGGUGGUGGUGGUGGUGGUGGUGGUGGUGGUGUGAAGGGGGAGGUGCUAACCGGGGAGUCUCCGUCAUCAUCGUCGGGCCUGGUGGAGGUGUCAGAGAGCAGCCCGGAUAAUGACUUCCAGGCAGGGCAGCAUCACCAGGGGGCUCUGCCCAGGAAACUGCUCUCCUCCCUGGGGGAUGUAGCCCCCGUGUGGGUCCCUGACUCCCAGGCUCCAGUCUGUAUGAAGUGCGAGGUCCGCUUCACCUUCACCAAGAGGAGGCAUCACUGCAGGGCCUGUGGAAAGGUGUUCUGUGCUGCCUGCUGCAGCCUGAGGAGCAGACUGAUUUACAUGGACAGGAAGGAGGCCAGAGUCUGUAUCACCUGUCACUCUGCCCUAAUGAGUGCUCAUUCGAGGGAGGGUAUGUGUGACAUGUCUAACCAGAGUCCUAACUCCAACAACCCAGCAGAGUACUGCAGUACCAUCCCACCUCUGCAGCAGAUCCAAUCCUCAGGGACGCUGACCUCCCCUCCCCCCACUGUCAUGGUCCCUGUGGGAGUUCCUAAAACACCCGGCUCAGAGGGGUCUCUCGCGCGGGAGCAGAGGAGGGUGUGUUUUGCAGACGGGAUCCUACCCAAUGGGGAAGCAGCGGAAUCCACCAAGUCCCCUGCUACCAGCCCCGCUCCCUCGCGUCCAUUGGCCGUCUCGCAGUGUUCCAACAAAUCCUCCACUGCUGAUUCGUCAGAGGCGUCCCCGGCCCCUGCAGCCCCAGUGGGAAGCCCUGUAGGCAGCUCCAUCAGUCUAAUUCCGGAGGACGGACUUCCUCCCAUCCUCAUCUCCACCGGAGUUAAAGGAGGUACGGGAGGCCACAGCACAGACUAUGCGGUGGAGGAGCGUCCCUCUGAGAUGGUUCUGAUACAGCAGCUGGAGGAGGGAGGUCCUGACCCCUUGGUGUUUGUGCUCAACGCUAACCUGCUGGCCAUGGUCAAACUGGUCAACUACGUAAACAGGAAGUGUUGGUAUGUGACCAGUAAGGGGAUGCAUGCAGUGGGCCAGGCUGAGGUGGUGGUGCUGCUGCAGUGUCUACCUGACGAGAAGAGCAUCCCCAAAGACCUCUUCAGCCACUUCGUACAGCUCUACCAGGAGGCCCUCACAGGUAAUGUCCUGACCCACCUGGGCCAUUCGUUCUUCACCCAGAGUUUCCUGGGCAGCAGGGAGCAUGGAGGGUUCCUCUACGUCUCCCCGUCCUUCCAGUCCCUCCAGGACCUGAUGCUCCCCAACCCCCCCUACCUGUUUGGGGUGUUGCUGCAGAAGUGGGAGACCCCCUGGGCCAAGGUGUUCCCCCUCCGACUCCUGUUCCGGCUGGGUGCAGAGUACAGAUUCUACCCCUGCCCUCUGUUCAGUGUGCGGUUUAGAAAACCCCUCUUCGGAGAGACCGGCCACACCAUCAUGAACCUGCUAGCAGACUUCCGUAACUACCAGUACACGUUGUCCAUGGUGAAGGGUCUGGUGGUGGACAUGGAGGUGAAGAAGACCUGCAUCAAGAUCCCCAGCAACCGAUACAACGAGCUAAUGAAGGCUAUGAACAAGUCCAAUGAGCACGUCUUGGCCAUGGGGGCGUGUUUCAACGAGCGGGCCGACUCCCACCUGGUGUGUGUACAGAACGAUGACGGAAACUACCAGACACAGGCCAUCAGCAUUCACCAUCAACCACGCAAAGUGACCGGCGCCUGCUUCUUCGUGUUCAGUGGUUCUCUCAAGGCAGGACACCUGGCCAAGACCAGCAUUGUUGAAGACGGUGUGAUGGUGCAGAUCACAGGAGAGACUAUGGACGCUCUACGGCAAGCCCUGAGGGACAUGAAGGACUUCAGUAUCACCUGUGGCCUGGUCGACCAGGAGGACAGACAGGAACAUGUUCACAUACAGUGGAUAGAAGAUGACAUCAACUUCAACAAGGGAGUGAUCAGUCCUAUCGAUGGGAAGUCUAUGGAGUCCAUCACUAGUGUGAAGAUCUUCCAAGGGUCGGAGUUCAAGGCCAACGGGAAGGUCAUCCGCUGGACAGAGGUGUUCUACCUCCAGAGUGAUGACCAGGCUCAGCCCAACGGUCUGAGUGACCCUGCUGAUCACAGCCGUUUGACGGAGAACGUAGCGAGGGCGUUCUGUGUGGCGUUGUGCCCUCACCUGCAACUGUUGAAGGAGGAUGGCAUGGCCAAGCUGAGCCUACGCGUCACCCUCGACUCAGAGCAGGUGGGUUACCUGGCGGGCAGUAAUGGCCAGCCUCUCCUCCCCCGUUACCUGAGCGACCUGGACAGUACCCUGAUCCCUGUCAUCCACAGCGGGGCAUGUCAAUUCAGUGAGGGCCCUGUCAUCAUGGAGCUGGUUUUCUACAUCCUGGAGAUUAUCUCAUAGGAGAUGGAUGCAAUGGACCCCCUCCCGUCUCCUGGUUCUCCCUUUCUCUCUGCCACCACCUCUUUUUUUCCCCCCUCCCAUUCUGCCUCACCUCCCAUCCCUUCAGAGGGGCUGAAAACUGAGCAGGGCAGCUAACUAAUGUUACUGUCCCUUCACCAGACGGACAGCUAGCUCUGCUGGUUAGCUACCAGCUAGCUAAUGUUGCUAUCCCUUCACCAGACAGACAGCUAGCUCUGCUGGUUAGCUACCAGCUAGCUAAUGUUGCUAUCCCUUCACCAGACGGACAGCUAGCUCUGCUGGUUAGCUACCAGCUAGCUAAUGUUGCUAUUCCUUCACCAGACGGACAGCUAGCUCUGCUGGUUACCUACCAGCUAGCUAAUGUUGCUAUUCCUUCACCAGACAGACAGCUAGCUCUGCUGGUUAGAUACCAGCUAGCUAAUGUUGCUAUCCCUUCAACAGACGGACAGCUAGCUCUGCUGGUUGGCUACCAGCUAGCUAAUGUUGCUAUCCCUUCACCAGACGGACAGCUAGCUCUGCUGGUUGGCUACCAGCUAGCUAAUGUUGCUAUCCCUUCACCAGACGCACAGCUAGCUCUGCUGGUUAGCUACCAGCUAGCUAGCGUCCCUCCACUCCACCUAUGCACCAUCUCUUCUCUGUCCUUGGACCAGAUCACAUGAUCCAGGAAGUCUGAGUAGCAUUCCAGUUCCACUGUGGUAGCUAGAGGACAAAGCAGAAGCACUGCACUCUGGGAAAUGUAUUCUCUGAAGGCCUUGUUGUAGCAUGGGGGUGCUCUGAGGACCUGAUGGAGAGGUGUCCAGAGCUCUGCCUGAUGAAACGGCCCUUCCCGCGGUCCGGUGAGCUAGGAAGGUUAAAGAAACUCAGAUAAGUGGAGAGAGAGGAAGCAUCCUCCUGUUGAUGCGGUUUCAUUUUGCACCCCGGUGCUCAGUGUCGGUGCCUUCACAGAGGAAGGAAGGGUUUAAGGAAGGGUUUAAGGAAGGAUGCAAGAAAAGGAAGGACUCUCCUCGGGUCUUAAGUCUGGCCUCUUUUAGCUUUAUCCAAUGAUCACCAGAUUCUUUAUUUCCUGACGCGGACCGACUACAGUUUGUUUGCUCUGGUUGUGUUGUUGGAAUGUUUUCUAGGCAUCACAAUUGUAGAUCCUCCUGUAGCAGAGAUGCAGCACAGCAUCCUACUCCCUAUUUAUAGGGCACAACUUGACCCCAUAGGCCUUCGGUGAAAAGUCGUGAGCUAUAUAAGGGAUAGGGGUCCAUAGAUUUGGGAUGCAGCCCAACCCAGGACUGCCCUCUGCUGUGUGAAUAAGGACCUAAACAGAUUUGUAAGAAUAAUGAAGUUCUGUUCUUGAGGAUGAGAAACUGUAAGGUAUUAUUUUUGAUCUGUCAAUAUUAAUUUUGUCGAUUUAAAUUUGGCAGAACACCACCCCCCCAAUAGACAUGCUGACAUUUUGUAUCUGAAGUUGUGUAAACAAAGAUCAAUGUAUUAUUAAGUACUUGAGACAUUGUGGUUUUGUUGGUAUAAAACAAUAUUCCUACGAUAUGAACGAGCAGUGCUACGAUAGAUAGACAAGUCUCAUCUGUAAACUCAGACAAUCACGCGUGAAUAUCUGCAGGAGAUGUAUUGGCAAACAUCAUUUUAAGGUAUACGUUUGUAUACCGUAUGUAUUAAAGAUAGUCAUUUGAUUGUGACGAUAAAAUAAAUGUGGUUGGCAGGACAGUAAUUGAGGACGUAGUAUAAUGAGGACAAUGAAUAAACAAACUGCUAUGGACAAAUUUACAUUAAAAUGGUUAUUGUUGGAGGGUUUCAUUCCUCCUGGGUCAUGUUCAUUCGGCGCCAAACGGAAGAAAACAGACUGUGACAGGAAGGGACUAACUGAACUACCUGUCCAAUGAGGAACACUUGUUUUCAUUUUCCACUGCAAAACGUUUUGUGCUAAUUUAAUACGGUGUUGGAGUUGUCCAAUAAGAAACACUUCUUUUUUUUUUUUCUUUUUUGGUGUCUUUUGCAAAAUUAUUUUCUGUAACAUGCCCUAAUGAACAGCACCCAGUUUUCUGGAAAGGGGGACGAUCAUUGUCAUUGUGUGUGUGUCAGUGGCUUCCUUAUCCUCACACUCACAGUGUGCAACUUCAAUAGGAAACAUUUGAAAGAUUCUUUUGGUCCCAAGAUUUUCCAUGGAUUGGAACCUUAGGAAACGGGGCGGGACCUACCUAAAAUGGUCCAAUAGAAACUCUCUUGUUAUGACCAAUCAUUUUCCGUUUGCUUACGGGGGGGGUGUACACUAGUGAACACACCCUUUGACUCUCCUCCCUCCCUUGGCAUUACUUCAGGUGUGGAUUACCCGAAGGUGUAAUUAUUUUGUUUUUCUUGAUGGUAGCAUUUUGUUAUUGAAUUAAACAAGACUUUCUACCAGAACUCUGUACUGCAUGUAUACAGAAACCAACUCAACAAGCUCGCAAUGUUGACGAGGGCAAACCAACUUCUCUGCAGACAAUAUUCUGCCAUUGUGUGGAUUGAGUCCAACACAAAAACAUCCAUUGAAUCAGCCUUGAACAGAAAAUCCUGUUUUCUUCUUAAUUUUAACAUUUUGGUAUCAUCAAUCCAACAAAAAAAUCCAUCUGUAUGAAAAGCCAAAAACCCUGUACAUCUUUACCGUUCACUACAAAUGUGUAAACCAGUCUAUCAAACUGUAGUAUAAUAAAAAUGUAUAUACAAGUUGAAA